Messenger RNA from Siniperca chuatsi (mandarin fish), 2102 nucleotides. RefSeq names its product cleavage stimulation factor, 3' pre-RNA, subunit 2 (gene cstf2). The transcript has 13 exons. The record is from RefSeq and is a predicted model, not a curated record. Lineage: Eukaryota; Metazoa; Chordata; Actinopteri; Centrarchiformes; Sinipercidae. Gene Ontology annotation, cellular component: mRNA cleavage and polyadenylation specificity factor complex. Gene Ontology annotation, molecular function: mRNA binding. Bases 58 to 1611 code for a protein of 517 amino acids. Gene Ontology annotation, biological process: mRNA 3'-end processing.
CAAACGGAUAUUUUCUCAUUCUAAUUUCCUGUUGUUACAUUAAUUUGUGUCCCCAAAAUGGCGAACGUAGCUGCUGCUGCGGCUGCUGCUGCCGCCGCUGCUGCUGUUGCCGCGAAUAGAGACCCAGCCGUUGAUCGUUCAUUACGAUCAGUGUUUGUGGGGAACAUUCCGUAUGAAGCCACAGAAGAACAGCUGAAAGACAUCUUUUCUGAAGUCGGACUUGUUGUCAGCUUCAGGUUAGUAUAUGACAGGGAGACAGGAAAGCCAAAGGGAUAUGGCUUCUGUGAAUAUCAAGACCAGGAGACGGCCCUCAGUGCCAUGCGGAACCUGAACGGCAGAGAGUUCAGUGGUCGGGCUCUCCGUGUUGACAACGCAGCCAGUGAGAAGAACAAGGAAGAGCUCAAAAGUUUGGGAACAGGAGCCCCCAUUAUUGAGUCUCCUUAUGGAGAUAGCAUCCAGCCCCAGGAAGCCCCAGAGUCCAUCAGCAGAGCUGUGGCCAGUCUGCCACCUGAGCAGAUGUUUGAACUUAUGAAACAGAUGAAGCUGUGUGUGCAGAACAGUCCCCAGGAGGCGAGGAACAUGCUGCUGCAGAACCCUCAGCUGGCCUAUGCUCUGCUGCAGGCCCAAGUGGUCAUGCGGAUUGUUGACCCUGAGAUAGCCUUGAAAAUGCUCCACCGUCAAACUCCAGUCCCGUCUCUGAUUCCCAGCGGGCAGGGUGGAGGAGCACCACCGGUCAAUCCACCUCCUGUGCAGCCCAGCGUGCCAGUGCCUCAGCCGCAGCCUGUGCCUGGAAUGCAUGUCAAUGGAACCCCUCAAAUGGUGCAGCCCCCCAACAUGGGUGUUGUCCCUGGACCAAUGCCUGUACCAGGACAGGGACCAGGACCAGGACCAGGACCGGGACAAGUGGGACCUCCAGGAAACCUUCAGCAUUCUCCCACAGGAUCGUCUGGGCAAGCCGCUAUCGAGCGGCCUCAAGGACCAGGCGGUAUCCCCCCCAGAGGCCUGCUGGGAGAUGGUCCUAAUGAUCCCAGAGGAGGAACUCUGCUGUCGGUCACUGGAGAGGUCAUAGAACCCAACCGGGGUUACAUGGGAGCUCCGCCACCCCUCCAAGCCCCACCUGUACACAUGGCCCAAAUGGCAAGUGGACCCCCUCCGGACAUGAGAGGACCUCCAAUGGACAUGAGAGGCCCCCCCAUGGGUGAACCACGAAACAUGAUGGGUGACCCCAGAGGGCCCCCGAUGAUGGAGCCACGGGGACCCCCGAUGGAAACCAGAGGUCGUGACCCGAGGGCGAUGGACGCUCGUGGUCCAGUGACGGGACAGAGGGUUCCCAUGGCGGCAGGGAUGCAAGGCCCUGUUCCUCAUAGCAUGGGUCCCAACGCUCCUCCACCUGCAAGACCGGGUCCUGGUAUUUCUGGUGUUCCUCCAUCGGGAGGAGGCUUCAGUCCGGGACAGAGCCAAGUCUCCACACAGGACCAGGAGAAGGCUGCCCUGAUCAUGCAGGUUCUGCAGCUGACCCCAGAACAGAUCGCCAUGUUGCCCCCGGAGCAGCGGCAGAGCAUCCUCAUCCUCAAAGAGCAGAUUCAGAAGACUGCAGGAGGGGCGCCUUGAUGGUCUGACUGAGAAAGACCUCAAAAGGUUUCAGGUGGGCCGAGAUGGAGUUUCUCUAUUUCCUUCACGUCACUACAGUUUCCAUCCCUCCAGGAAAUUCAGAUUUUGAAGCAUGUUUGCAUCAUCAUGGAGCAACUCUGUAAUUUCUGACACGAUUCUGUUUUCCUUCCUUUUUCAUUACUCGCAAACUGCUCCAUCCCAUCACCUUCAGCUUGAAAAGGUCUGAAGAUUUCUCAUUAGUUUGGAAUAUUGUAGUUUUUUUUAAAAUCAUAUUGUCUGUUUAAUGUAUGAAAGCGUAAGGUUGUUGCUUGUGGAUUCAAAAAUAAAAGUGAAGCUUUUGAGAGGAUGAAUGCUGAACAGAUAAAAAGGUCAGAGCUGGAAUGUCAUGAGGUUUCAUCCUUUUCCCCCAAAGCCGAUUGUUUUCAUGUUACUGGCUCUGGAAACUGUUUGUCUGGAUACUGUUUUGUCAAUAAAACAAAAAAAGACAUUGA